AUCACCACCUCUCUCUCUCUCUCUCUCUCUCUCUAACAAAUAUCUAUCAAAUUCGCAGAAAUUCAUCAAAACCAAUGGCUACGAUGCGUCCUCACAGUUUCCUCAUUCUCAUCGCUCUUCUCCUUCCGUUUAUGGCCGUCGCCGCUCGGAGCAAGGCGUUGGUCGGAGGUUGGAGUCCGUUGAAGAACCUGAAUGAUCCGCACGUGCAAGGGAUCGCGGAGUUCGCGGUGUCGGAGUACAACAAGCAAUCGAAGGCGGAAUUGAAGUUGGAUAAGGUCGUCAAGGGCGAGACUCAGGUCGUCUCCGGCACCAAUUACCGCCUCGUCCUUGCCGUGAAAAAUGGGGCUAAAUCGGAGCGUUAUCAGGCCGUCGUUUGGGAGAAGCCUUGGGAGAAUUUCAAGAAGCUGACUUCCUUUGACCCUGUUCACUAAUGUAGGAUGCCUAAUCUCUCUCAAUCUACUUCUUUUUUUUUUUUUUUUUUUUGGUAUGUUUUGGAGGAAGAUAGCGCGUAAUAUAAUGCCUCUGGUUGUAAGAAUUUACAGAACUUGUUAUUAUUAAAUAAAAAGUUUGAGAAUUAUUGUUUGA
Messenger RNA from Ziziphus jujuba (common jujube), 585 nucleotides. Its product is annotated as cysteine proteinase inhibitor 1. The transcript has a single exon. The coding region runs from base 75 to 431 and encodes 118 amino acids. Lineage: Eukaryota; Viridiplantae; Streptophyta; Magnoliopsida; Rosales; Rhamnaceae. The record is from RefSeq and is a predicted model, not a curated record. Gene Ontology annotation, molecular function: cysteine-type endopeptidase inhibitor activity.